Molecule: messenger RNA, 916 nt
Organism: Penicillium subrubescens
Lineage: Eukaryota; Fungi; Ascomycota; Eurotiomycetes; Eurotiales; Aspergillaceae
Product: glyoxalase 3
Exons: 2
Coding region: 72-791 (239 amino acids)
Molecular function (GO): glyoxalase III activity
Source: RefSeq, a predicted model, not a curated record
AUUCACACCUCAUCAAAGUAUAUUCAUACUAUAAGAAACAUCCACUACUCCAACUUCUUUCCAAAUUCAAAAUGUCUCCUGCUCGCAAGGCGCUCAUUAGCAUUACUUCGGCCCAGGCCACACUCUUCCAAGGAAAAGAGACAACCGGACUCUUCAUCAGCGAAGCUCUUCACCCAUUCAAGGUCCUGACUGCUGCGGGCUUUGAAGUUGAUCUCGCCUCUGAGACUGGAAAAUACACCCCUGACUGGCUCUCCCAACAGCCCGACUUUCUCAACGGCGAUGAUCUCAAGAUCUGGAACGACCCCAACAGCGACUUCCGCCGCAAGCUAGACAAUCUACACAAGGCUGCCGACCUGGAUAAAUCCCAGUAUGGCUUAUUCUAUGCCUCUGCUGGCCACGCCGCUCUGAUCGACUAUCCCACCGCAUCCUCCUUGCAAAAAAUCGCUGAGGAAGUCUGGGCGAACGGCGGUGUUGUUGCCUCGGUGUGUCAUGGACCUGCUAUCUUUGCCAACAUCCUCGAUAAGGCAACUGGAGAGCCUAUUAUCAAGGGAAGAAAGAUGACUGGGUUCACCAGUGAGGCCGAAGACACUAUGGGAAUAAUGGCCGAGCUUCGGGGAUGGAAUUCGGAGAUGGUCGAAGAGGUUGCCGAACGCCUUGGCGCUACUUAUGAGCGCUCCGCUGGAAUUUGGGAUGACUUCCACGUCGUUGAUGGCCGUCUAGUGACAGGCCAGAAUCCUGCUAGCGCAACGUCGACUGCUAAGGCUGCCGUUGCGGUUUUUGAGACAUUGUGAUUGCAUAUUUGUCAAGUCUCUCUCUGGAAUGGAUCAUGGAAUUGUACUAGCUGUCUGAUAGGUGGUCAGAGCUCUCACUUAACUUUUGUGGAGUAUAUUUUUUGAAUGGUACAUUCAGAGUGAGA